Molecule: messenger RNA, 520 nt
Organism: Magallana angulata
Lineage: Eukaryota; Metazoa; Mollusca; Bivalvia; Ostreida; Ostreidae
Exons: 3
Coding region: 65-520 (151 amino acids)
Molecular function (GO): protein binding
Source: RefSeq, a predicted model, not a curated record
CUGCUUCAAACAUAUAAAUACAGCCAGAUUCACUACUGUCAAGUCAAUCCAGAACAUAGAAAUCAUGAUGAAAACUUUACCGAAUUUAGUUGUUGUGGUUUUGGCUAUCUGUACAAUUUGCGAAGGAAAUGUUCAACCCGUUGCUUUCUCUGCAAGAAUGUUUGCAAUGGGUACAACUUCUCCAUCUCAAAAGUCAGUUCCCUACACAAUAGAAAUGACCGACACAGCAGGCGCCUACUCCAAUCAUAGGUUUACGGCGCCAUCUCCGGGUGUCUACUUCUUUACUUGGAGCGUGACGUCACUUCCUGAUAAUCCUGUCGACACGGUUCUCAUGAAGAACGUUACCAUUAUUGGCAAGUUAUCUUGUCACAGCUUCUCAAAAGCUGAUAAGAGAAACACGUGUAGCCAGUCAACUGUUGUACAACUGAAUUCUGGCGAUGUGGUUUGGGUCAAAGCUACAGCCCCGAUUGGGUUGCUAAGCAGGAAUUAUUGGCCAACGUUUUCUGGAUUCAAACUGUAA